AAUGAGUUAUAUAGGCUUGCCUGGAAUUGCUAAGAAAUUUUAUUAGAAUACGUUAUCAAUCAGCUCGAACCACCCUAAUAGUCACACAAAACAUUUUAUACCGGAGUUACACAUUUUUGGAGUUUGAGUGAAAUGUUAGCCUUAGUCGUUGCCCGAUUAUCUUAUCGCCGAGUGUGGUGGGCUACAAGUUUGGGUAACGAACAUAGACGCCAGUUCUUACUCACUAACUGGCCAUGCGGUGACGUUAAUACGGAUUGGCUCUCCCCAAAAAUUGAAGCAAAUCUCGGCCGAAUCCUUCAUCAGUAGAUAAAUAUGGUGAUAUUCGGUGUUCGUUGAGCAAGUGCUUUGCGGUCAAGUUGAAUGCGUUCGAAUAGAGACGAUCGACUAUCGCUUCGUUGUCAUUUUAAAAUUGCAAAUUUAGUUACGACUUGUCCACCGACGUGUGCUCAUCGACGGCUCCGGCGCAAUUAAAUCUAAGAACUCUGGCCACUGUUAGUGCGGAAAUGUUUAUGCAAGCCACUAUUAUCGGAUGCCUGACCUUACUGUUGGUGACACUGGGUGCUGCUUUCGAGGAGCACCCCCAUUUUUGCAUCGAAACAAAACCGCUUCUUCUCUCUGAGAUCGAUCGGCAUGUGGUCAUACCCAACGAGAAGGACCUGCAGUGCCAUAUUAAGGCCACCACGUUGACUCCGAACGAGAAGGCGAGCCUCGUUGAUACCUUAUGCGCGGAUCACGGCUCCACGACGAUCAAGCGGGAUAAUCACCACUUUCUCCGGCUGCACAACGGAGAGCUCAGUGGACGAGGUACCCAAGCAGAGGUGUGUGCCAAUGACGCUGAUUCGGUCUUGGCGUGGGUGCCCUACCACACAGUGCUCAAGAAUUAUGCAGCCGAGCUGAAUCCCAAGGAGCGUUUGACCUACAUUGCCAAGGCUACGAAUGUGGAGCGCGAAAAGACAGAGCUCUGCCACUUCCGGCACACGGAUUUGGUCAAUGCUGUGUCCGACAAUCUGUUCACAUGUGUGGUCAUGAUUUUUGGAGAUAACUUUUACGGUCUGGAGGACAACAUCAAUGUGCUAGUGGAGCUGGAACCAUUGAUGUAUCAACUGAGGAAUAUCACAUACCUGCCGUGGCGCAAUGUGUCCAACAGCUACAAAAUGCAUCUGGGCGACAGUGCGCUUCGCAAUCCCAGUGGCGAACGAAAGCCCAUCUACGGUAGCUUAAAUUACGAGUUUGUGGAGAAGAUCCUGGUUAACAUGACUAGUGUAUACCAGGAUAAGAAACUAGCCAGGCUGCCGCUCCUCUUUGAGCACCGUUCUUCCGUCCUGGAGUUGGACUCGGAUGGAGUGGGCGGUAUGGAUGUUGCGGAGAAGGCCUAUUUCGGUCGCAGUAUGGAUCCCAGGAGCGAGGUGAAGGUCCAGGUGAUUGGUCAGUGGGUUGACCAACAUCGAGAGUUUGGCGCAGAUAUAUACGAGUAUUAUGGUCACGGGUUAAGGCGGUAUAGGCAACCUCUGACUGGAGCCAGACUAACCUUUGUCAGGAUUGACAACACGGAGCCGGUUUUCAUGGCACCGGAAUCGAGUAAUCUGGCGAAGGCCUCGCUUUUCCAAGAGCAGAAGGCUGGAAAACUGAAGGAGGAUAAAUCGGGAAACUUCACCGAGUGGGAAAACGCAAAAGAGGAGGAUUCCGAUGAAGAUGAGCCGGGAUUUUACGGCUGGUUCGUUAUGACCUCUCUUCUCUUGGCCCUCGUUGUUAUACUAGGCAUAUAUGUAGUAGUUCGCGCCCAUAGCAGGAGGAACAAACAACGCCAGAUGUACGAAGUGGCCAACACAAAUGUAGCUCCUCCACCAUAAAAUCAAGCAUUAGACUUAAGUUUUGUGAAUCCGAAAAACACCAGGAUCAACAGGUGUUUUACUCCGAAAUGUCAGUUUAAUAAAUGAGUUGGCAGCUCUACUGCCAAAUCCUUAAA
Messenger RNA from Drosophila eugracilis, 1966 nucleotides. RefSeq lists its product as uncharacterized. Lineage: Eukaryota; Metazoa; Arthropoda; Insecta; Diptera; Drosophilidae. The transcript is spliced from 3 exons. The coding region runs from base 504 to 1850 and encodes 448 amino acids. The record is from RefSeq and is a predicted model, not a curated record.